CUUCAUUCUCCAUUGUGAUUUUCGUGUUGCCGUCGGUCGUGAAUUCGAGACAUGUUCGCGGAGGCGAGACGGCGGAACGCGUCGACCCCCUUCUGGGACCGGCUCCGCUUCAUCUUGUUCAGGUUCGACCUCCUCUUCGCCAUCAACGACCUGCCGCUGGACGAUCGCCUCACCUUCUAUGCGCAUUUCACGCGUGCGCCUAGCAACCCUGUCUACUCUCCCGGGAGCAGCCGCUCUCUCCCAUCCUCUACUAUGGAUCCGUCAUCCGCGAGGGGUGGAAGGGAAGUGGAUGUUUUCGUCGAAAACGGGCAGCCCGACCAAGGUGAAAAGCUGCACAUCAGCAGCGAGUCGUGUGGCCCGUCCGAGAUAGGCGUCCGGGAAGAGAAGACGGCUGAGAGCCACCACACAAACUGGAGGAGGAAGAGCUUCAAGGUCCAGCAAAGAGGAAAGGGCACUCUUCUCAGCGGGCAGGGCCAGAAUGAGUGGCACUCGGCGAUCUGCCAACGGGUGCUGUAG
Darwinula stevensoni is the source of this 516-nucleotide messenger RNA. Lineage: Eukaryota; Metazoa; Arthropoda; Ostracoda; Podocopida; Darwinulidae. The record is from the annotation of a GenBank genome assembly.